Messenger RNA from Erinaceus europaeus (western European hedgehog), 4554 nucleotides. RefSeq names its product myosin IC (gene MYO1C). Lineage: Eukaryota; Metazoa; Chordata; Mammalia; Eulipotyphla; Erinaceidae. Gene Ontology annotation, molecular function: ATP binding; actin filament binding; microfilament motor activity. The transcript has 32 exons. Gene Ontology annotation, cellular component: vesicle; myosin complex; plasma membrane. The coding region runs from base 198 to 3389 and encodes 1063 amino acids. Gene Ontology annotation, biological process: actin filament organization; vesicle transport along actin filament. The record is from RefSeq and is a predicted model, not a curated record.
CCUCCCAAUCAGACCUGGGCUGCUCCAGCUGUGUCCUGAGGAGCUGGACCAGACAUAUCCCCUGGGGCUGGAGUUGAAGCUGAACCAAGUGGCCAUCCCAGAGACCAGAUUACUGGCUCCCAGAGAGCUCAGAGCCAGUGGGCAGGCAGGCAGUUCAGAGGCCCCAGUUCUCAGCACGCUGGCUACCACAGGGCGGAAUGGCACUGCAAGUGGAGCUGAUACCCACCGGGGAGAUCAUCCGCGUGGUUCACCCCCACAGGCCCUGCAAGCUUGCCCUCGGCAGUGACGGGGUACGGGUGACCAUGGAGAGUGCACUGACUGCCCGGGACCGGGUGGGGGUGCAGGAUUUUGUGCUACUGGAGAACUUCACCAGUGAGGCUGCCUUCAUCGAGAACCUGCGGCGACGCUUCCGGGAGAACCUCAUAUACACCUACAUUGGCCCCGUCCUGGUCUCUGUCAACCCCUACCGGGACCUACAGAUCUACAGCCGGCAGCACAUGGAGCGCUACCGUGGAGUCAGUUUCUAUGAAGUGCCACCCCACCUGUUUGCAGUGGCUGACACUGUGUACCGAGCACUGCGCACGGAGCGCCGAGACCAGGCAGUGAUGAUCUCUGGGGAGAGUGGGGCAGGCAAGACUGAGGCCACCAAGCGCCUGCUGCAGUUCUACGCAGAGACCUGCCCAGCCCCUGAGCGGGGUGGUGCUGUGCGAGACAGGCUGCUGCAGAGUAACCCGGUGCUGGAGGCCUUUGGAAAUGCCAAGACCCUCCGGAAUGAUAACUCCAGCAGGUUUGGGAAGUACAUGGAUGUGCAGUUUGACUUCAAGGGUGCCCCUGUGGGUGGCCACAUCCUCAGUUACCUCCUGGAGAAGUCCCGAGUGGUCCACCAGAACCAUGGAGAGAGGAACUUCCACAUCUUCUACCAGCUACUGGAGGGGGGCGAGGAGGAGACACUGCGAAGGCUGGGCUUGGAGCGGAACCCCCAGAGCUACCUGUACCUGGUGAAGGGCCAGUGUGCCAAAGUUUCCUCCAUCAAUGACAAAAGUGACUGGAAGGCUGUCAGGAAGGCUCUGACUGUCAUUGACUUCACUGAGGAUGAGGUGGAGGACCUGCUGAGCAUAGUAGCCAGUGUCUUACACUUGGGUAACAUCCACUUUGCCGCUGACGAGGAGAGCAAUGCCCAGGUCACCACUGAAAACCAGCUCAAGUAUCUGACCAGGCUCCUUGGGGUGGAUGGUUCCACACUUCGGAAAGCCCUGACACACAGGAAGAUCACUGCCAAGGGAGAAGAGCUCCUGAGCCCACUGAACCUGGAACAGGCUGCGUAUGCACGGGACGCCCUGGCCAAGGCCGUGUACAGUCGCACUUUCACCUGGCUGGUGGGGAAGAUCAAUAGGUCACUGGCCUCCAAGGACGCUGAGAGCCCCUACUGGAGGAGCACCACAGUCCUCGGGCUCCUAGACAUUUAUGGCUUCGAAGUGUUUCAGCAUAACAGCUUUGAGCAGUUCUGCAUCAACUACUGCAACGAGAAGCUGCAGCAGCUCUUCAUUGAGCUCACCCUCAAGUCUGAGCAGGAGGAGUAUGAGGCAGAGGGCAUUGCGUGGGAGCCUGUUCAAUAUUUCAACAAUAAGAUUAUCUGUGACUUAGUGGAGGAGAAGUUCAAGGGCAUCAUCUCCAUUUUGGACGAGGAGUGUCUUCGGCCUGGGGAGGCCACCGAUCUGACUUUCCUAGAGAAGUUGGAGGACACAGUCAAGCACCAUCCACACUUCCUAACGCACAAACUGGCUGACCAGCGUACCAGGAAAUCUCUGGACCGCGGGGAGUUCCGCCUUCUGCACUAUGCUGGGGAGGUGACCUACAGUGUGACGGGGUUUUUGGAUAAAAACAAUGACCUUCUCUUCCGGAAUCUGAAGGAGACCAUGUGUAGCUCGGAGAAUCCCAUCAUGAACCAGUGCUUUGACCGGAGUGAGCUCAGUGACAAGAAGAGACCAGAGACGGUUGCCACCCAGUUCAAGAUGAGCCUUCUGCAGCUGGUGGAGAUCCUGAAGUCCAAGGAGCCAGCCUACAUCCGCUGCAUCAAGCCCAAUGAUGCUAAGCAACCUGGCCGCUUUGACGAAGUGCUGAUUCGACACCAGGUGAAGUACCUGGGGCUGAUGGAGAACCUGCGCGUGCGCAGAGCCGGCUUCGCCUACCGCCGCAAAUACGAAGCUUUUCUGCAGAGGUACAAGUCUCUGUGUCCAGAGACGUGGCCCGUAUGGGCAGGACGGCCUCAGGAUGGGGUGGCUGUGCUGCUCAGGCACCUGGGCUACAAGCCAGAAGAGUACAAGAUGGGCAGGACCAAGAUCUUCAUCCGCUUCCCCAAGACCCUGUUUGCCACAGAAGAUGCCCUGGAGGUCCGGCGGCAAGACCUGGCCACAAAGAUCCAGGCCACCUGGAAGGGCUUUCACUGGCGGCAGAAAUUCCUCCGGGUGAAAACAUCAGCCAUCUGCAUCCAGUCAUGGUGGCGUGGAACACUGGGCCGAAGAAAGGCAGCCAAGAGGAAGUGGGCGGCACAGACGAUCCGGAAGCUGAUCCGUGGCUUCAUCCUGCGCCAUGCACCCCGUUGCCCCGAGAAUGCCUUCUUCCUGGACCAUGUGCGCACCUCUUUUUUGCUCAACCUGAGGCGACAGUUGCCCCGGAACAUCCUGGACACUUCCUGGCCCACACCCCCACCUGCCCUGCGUGAGGCCUCAGAGCUUCUGCGGGAGCUGUGCAUGAAGAACAUGGUCUGGAAGUACUGCCGGAACAUCAGCCCCGAGUGGAAGCAGCAGCUGCAGCAAAAAGCCGUGGCUAGUGAGAUCUUCAAGGGCAAGAAGGACAACUAUCCCCAGAGUGUCCCCAGGCUCUUCAUCAGCACGAGGCUUGGUGCAGAUGAGAUCAGCCCCAAAGUGUUGCAGGCCCUGGGCUCUGAGCCCAUCCAGUACGCCGUGCCUGUGGUCAAGUAUGAUCGCAAGGGCUACAAGCCCCGCUCCCGGCAACUGCUGCUGACGCCCAACGCCGUGGUCAUCGUGGAGGACACCAAGGUCAAACAGAGAAUCGAGUAUGCCAACCUGACAGGAAUCUCCGUCAGCAGCCUGAGCGACAGCCUCUUCGUACUGCACGUGCAGCGUGAGGACAACAAGCAGAAGGGAGAUGUGGUGCUGCAGAGUGACCACGUGAUUGAGACCCUGACCAAGACGGCCCUCAGUGCUGACCGGGUGAACAACAUCAACAUCAAUCAGGGCAGCAUCACGUUUGCAGGGGGCCCCGGCAGGGAUGGCACUAUUGACUUCACACCGGGCUCAGAGCUCCUCAUCACCAAGGCCAAGAAUGGGCACCUGGCUGUGGUGGCCCCACGGCUGAACUCUCGGUGAUGAACGUGCCCCCAGACCCCUGCCACUUCCCAGUGCUUUGCUUACCCUCUCCUCCUUUUCCCAGUUACCAAAGACUCGAGCUUCCAGACAGGGACACAGGGACACCUCGAAGCCCACUGACAAAGCUCUGGCCUUGCCUACCCCUGUCUUAAAGGGACAGCAGAGGCCAGAGAGCUGCCCCAGGAGUGGGCCAGGCCGGGCCACAGCAAUAGGAAUGCAGGGGCCAGAGCCAGCCACACCAGCCCUACUGCCGAUGCCAAAUCUUUGAGGGAAGGGAACUUUUGCUGAGGUUUUCUCUGAGAUUUUCUUUUUCAUGCUUUAUAGGAAACUAUUUUUUGAAAAAAUGAAAAGCCAUUUUCCCACCUGAAGACACACUGGAUGUGUUUUUCCCUGACUCCCACAGGGCAGGGAACGUAGGUGAGAGGUUGGGCGGUCUGGGCCCUGGUGCCCUCUUCCCUGCUCAGGCCACCCUCUCCUCCUUGUUCCUCCGACACCUUGUCUGUCUGUCUGCCUGCCCAUCUGUACUCUGCAGCCCACUCCAACAUCCCUCUGGGUGCUGAGACCACUCAUAGCAGCCCCCUUCCUCCUACCUUAAAAAUGCCUUUUCAGUCUCAUCGCCCCAGCCCAAGGGUGCCCUGGGCUGAGGGAAGAGUCUUAGCUGGAGGAUUUGGAAGACAGAGAGAUCACCCACUCUAGCCUCCUGGCAUGAACAGGAGACAAAAGCCCAAAAAGGGAAGGCCCAAGGUCACCCAGGAGGUUGGGACAAAACCAGGACUGCAUCUCUGUUCUCAGCACAUCUUACUGCCUCUACUAGGGGCAAGGAGCCUCAUGAAACAGGCUCAUGUUUUAAGGGUACAUAUGGCUCCCUGACCAGCAAUCAUUCUGGGGAGCCAUCAGGCGGGAGGAGCACUUCUGCCUGGGCUCAUGCCUUAGGAUGACAAACACCCUGACCGCCACCUGGGCCCCUCCCUGUCCCAACAGCCCAGGGAAGGGGCUGGCCUCUGGAGAAGCUGCAGGGCCAUCACUUCUUUCUGCUGCUGCCCCUCACAUCUCCAGAGGAGCUGGGGGCUGCCCAUUGCCUCUGUGCCCUGCUGGGGGCCUUGGCCCACUGCUGACAUUUCUGCAAUCCAGAGAAACACUAAAUAAAGCAAUAUGUGUUUGCCAA